Molecule: messenger RNA, 2620 nt
Organism: Hibiscus syriacus
Lineage: Eukaryota; Viridiplantae; Streptophyta; Magnoliopsida; Malvales; Malvaceae
Product: phosphoinositide phosphatase SAC3-like
Exons: 16
Coding region: 99-2585 (828 amino acids)
Biological process (GO): phosphatidylinositol dephosphorylation
Cellular component (GO): intracellular membrane-bounded organelle
Molecular function (GO): phosphatidylinositol-3,5-bisphosphate 5-phosphatase activity
Source: RefSeq, a predicted model, not a curated record
UUGUAAGUGCAUGCUCUUUUGAUAAAUUCCCUGAGCCCGGGGUUCGGGGAGAUCUGAAUCUAGAAAUCGAAAACGGAGCGAGAAAGAAGAAGCUUACCAUGGAAUCAUCCGAUGCAAAAGGGUGCGAUUGCGAUGAUGUUGACGAUAAUGGUAGCUCCUGCCAAUUGCAACCGUCUACGUGUAUGCAGAAAUUCAGACUAUACGAAACUCGAUCGAACUUUUAUAUGAUUGGAAGGGACAAGAGUAGAACGUAUUGGAGAGUGUUAAAGAUAGACCGGUUUGAUCCUUCCGAGCUAAACAUUCGUGAAGAUUCUACCACGUAUUCAGAGAGUGAAUGCUCUGAGUUGUUGAGACGAAUACAUGAAGGAAAUAUAUCCACAGGAGGAUUGAAAUUUGUUACAAUUUGUUAUGGCAUUGUUGGGUUUAUUAAAUUUUUGGGGCCUUACUAUAUGCUCAUUAUUACGAAAAGAGAGCAGAUUGGCUCAAUUCGCGGUCAUAAUGUAUAUGCGGUUUCAAAGAGUGAGAUGAUUCCUGUUCCAAAUUCAGUUGUUGACUCAAACAUUGCGGACGCUAAAGAUGAGAAUAGAUACAAGAAGCUCCUGUGCACGGUCGAUCUGACAAAGGACUUCUUCUUCAGUUAUUCAUACCAUGUUAUGCGUAGUCUUCAAAAGAACAUGUGCAAUAAUGAGCCAAGUCAGGUUCUUAAUGAGACCAUGUUUGUGUGGAAUGAGUUCCUAACUAGAGGGAUCCGCAAACACCUCCAGAAUACUUUGUGGACAGUUGCAUUGGUGUAUGGCUUCUUUAAGCAGGCCACACUUUCUGUAGCUGGAAGGGAUUUCAAACUUACGCUCAUUGCCAGGCGAUCCCGCCACUAUGCUGGCACCAGGUAUUUAAAACGAGGGGUAAAUGAAAAAGGAAGAGUAGCUAAUGAUGUUGAAACAGAACAGAUAGUCUUCGAGGAUGUCCCUGAUGGGCUUCCUGCAGAAAUAACUUCUGUUGUCCAGAACCGAGGCUCAAUUCCACUCUUUUGGUCACAAGAAACAUCACGUUUGAAUCUUAAACCAGAUAUUAUAUUGUCAAAAAUGGACAAAAAUUAUGAAGCAACAAGACUUCAUUUUGAAAAUCUCGUCAAAAGAUAUGGCAACCCUAUAAUUAUUUUGAAUUUGAUUAAGACACAAGAGAAGAAGCCUCGAGAGUCAAUUCUUCGUCAAGAGUUUGCAAAUGCAAUUGAUGUUAUAAAUAAAGAUUUUUCAGAAGAGAAUCGAUUGAGGUUCCUUCACUGGGAUCUACACAAACAUUCUCGGAGCAAAGCGACAAAUGUGUUGUUACUUUUGGGCAAAGUGGCUGCAUAUGCAUUAAUGCUAACAGGUUUCUUUUAUUGUCGGGUCACUUCAACCUUGAGACCCGAGGAGUGCAUGGCUUGGUCUUCCUUAGAGUAUGAUAAUGAUAUUGACAUAUCACCCCAGAGAUAUUGCAACAAUGUUACUGAUGAUGCUUACAAAUUGGAGAGGAAUUGUUCGGGAUAUAACAAUUGUACUAAUGGAAAUCAUUCUCUCAAGCCUCCAACUUUCCAAAGAGGGGUGCUUAGGACCAAUUGUAUAGACUGUCUGGAUCGCACAAACGUUGCACAGUAUGCAUAUGGAUUGGCUGCUCUCGGGCAUCAACUUCAUGCUAUUGGGAUUAGAGAUACCCCAAAGAUAGAUCUGAAUGAUCCGUUGGCAGAUAAUUUAAUGUGUUUCUAUGAGAGAAUGGGUGACACACUUGCACACCAAUAUGGGGGUUCUGCAGCUCACAAUAAGAUAUUCUCUGAAAGAAGGGGUCAGUGGAGAGCCGCAACCCAGUCACAGGAGUUCUUUAGAACACUUCAACGAUACUAUAGCAAUGCAUAUAUGGAUGCUGAGAAACAAGAUGCAAUUAAUGUAUUCCUUGGGCAUUUCCAGCCCCAGGCUGGUAAACCUGCUCUUUGGGAGUUGGGUUCAAAUCAUCAUUAUAGGGGAAGAAAUGGGGAGACCAUUGUGGACGAAGAUGGAAGGUCAUUUUUCAAAAGAUCAUUUUCUGAUGGAAACAUUCUUCAUCAAACUGGGUCACCUAUGCCAGCCACAAAAGAUAAGCAGGAGAAAUUUACCAAUUCAACUUUGCCUGACCGAUCACAAGGAAGCAAUGGCCUUUCAGAGUCAUCACCCGAGAUAUCAACUUGUGAGAGUGAUAUGUCGUAUUCAAGGUGUACACCCUCUAUGCCUCGAAGGCAGUUGUUUGGAGACGUGCAAAGAGAUCGCUAUCUUGAAACUGGUCAAAUUUUCUUUUCUGGACAUGGGGAUGGAGUGAACUGCUCUAACUUUGUUGACUUAGACUGGCUUUCAUCCUCUGGAAAUUCAUGCGAGGAAGAACCGUAUGAGAGGUCAUCGCUGCUUCAAAGCUCUCCAGGGCUUUCGUCGGAGAAUGUUGUCAAUGGAGUAUUGGGAGAAACAACCCCAUCUACCAGUGAAUACGGAUCGAGUAUGAAGGGAAUGCAGCAGAAAGGAACCGAGGAAUUUCCCGAUAGUUUUGUGCAGUGGGUAAACGAUGGACAUGUGCUUUCCCAUUAAAGUUUUACCCGGUUUCCUCAAACCAAUGACAUCCA